UAAACUUAAACAAAAAUGAGUUCCCGUAAUCGUGGAAAAGGCAAACGUGGUGGAGGAGGAGGUGGUGGUCCUUAUCGUAAUGUAAAGUCGAAUCGUAACUGCGAACGAUCAUUUGCACAAAGAGAAUGUGAAUUGGCUUCCGAUUCUGAGGACAGUUCUGGCUCUGAUAGCUCAUCGUCCACCGAAAUUGAAAGUCAUGGCAAGCCACCAAAUUUUCCCAUUGCCAUGUGGGACCUAAAUCACUGUGAUCCUAAAAAGUGUUCAGGACGCAAGUUAUCAAGACUGGGACUUAUAGAAAAUUUGCGUUUGGGUCAGAAAUUUGCUGGUCUAGUAUUAACGCCUGUCGGCGUUAGCUGUGUGAGUCCAGUGGAUAAAGAAAUUGUAGCCAACUCAGGUGUGGCCGUAGUGGAUUGUUCUUGGGCUAAAUUAAAUGAAACACCCUUUUCGAGAAUGCGUAGUCCUCAUCCAAGGCUGUUACCUUUUUUGGUGGCUGCAAAUCCUAUCAACUAUGGCAAGCCUUGUAAACUAAGUUGUGUGGAGGCAAUUGCUGCUACCUUAUUUAUAUGCGGUUUUCGUGAAGAAGCUAAAUGGUAUAUGGGCAAAUUUUCCUGGGGUCAUUCAUUUUUGGAACUCAAUGAGACAUUGUUGGAGAGGUAUGCGGAUUGUAAGUCUAGUGAGGAAAUAUUGAAAGUUCAAAAUACCUAUCUGGAAGAAGAACAAGGUGCCAGAAACAAACCUAAGGAUUACAGUGAGUUUUAUCCAACUAGCAGCAGUAGUGAGGAAGAGGAGGAAAAUGAUGAGGAAGAAACUAAGGAUACUACUACGGAUAAAACUAAAUAGGGAUUUAUUUAAAGUUGACAAUAAUUAGUGUUAGUAUUUUAAAAAUUCAUAUAAAUGAAACUAAAA
Molecule: messenger RNA, 906 nt
Organism: Calliphora vicina (urban bluebottle blowfly)
Lineage: Eukaryota; Metazoa; Arthropoda; Insecta; Diptera; Calliphoridae
Product: 18S rRNA aminocarboxypropyltransferase
Exons: 1
Coding region: 16-840 (274 amino acids)
Biological process (GO): maturation of SSU-rRNA
Molecular function (GO): rRNA small subunit aminocarboxypropyltransferase activity
Source: RefSeq, a predicted model, not a curated record